AUGCUCUCUUUUACAGAUCGCGAAAAGAAGAUUGAGGAAUUGACCUCGAAUCUUUCGAAAUCUCAGGCUGAGUUGCUAGAGUUAAGAACUCUCGAUGGCAUCGUGGUGCGCCAAUAUGAGCAAAUAUCUUCAAGGUACGCGAUGCUUAAUUCUGAACGUGAAAAGUCCAAGAAUUUUCUUCGCACUAUGCUUGAAUAUCUCAAACAGCUUGUUCCGGUAGGAUACUCUUUUUAA
Molecule: messenger RNA, 234 nt
Organism: Protopolystoma xenopodis
Lineage: Eukaryota; Metazoa; Platyhelminthes; Monogenea; Polystomatidea; Polystomatidae
Source: the annotation of a GenBank genome assembly